GCCAAGAUGGCGGCGGGGGGCGCGGCGGACGCCCAGGCGCGCUUCGGCCACUCGGUGAAGGGGCUCCUGACCGAGAAGGUGACGAGCUGCGGCACCGACGUGAUCGCCCUCACCAAGCAGGUGCUGAAGGGCUCCCGCAGCGCCGAGCUCCUGGGCCAGGCUGCCAGAAACAUGGUGAUGCAAGAAGAUGCCAUCCUGCACUCGGAAGACAGUUUAAGGAAAAUGGCCAUAAUAACCACUCAUCUACAGUACCAGCAAGAAGCAAUUCAGAAGAACGUCGAGCAGUCGUCAAACCUACAGGACCAGCUGAGUCACUUGCUGAAAUGAGGCACAGCCGAGGGCGUGAGGACAUCUCCACUGGCCCCGAGGACAGCGAAGCGUCCUGUCCCCUCCAGACGUCGGGGUUCAGACCUGUCUGUGUCUGGAUGGUGCUGGAUGUCAGCUGGGAUGUCACGUGCAGUCUGUGUUUCUGGGCACCCAGGCCCCUCUCACGUGCCUCCAUCCACGUCUUUGCUCGCCGAACUGAAGCAAACUGACCCGAAACUUUACUCCCCCCAACAAUUCCUGUGUCUGCUUACUCCCCGCGUAGCGUGAGGUGCUCAGCCCACUCCAGCACCCCUGGGCAAGAAAUGCAUAAAAUCAAACAGUGGGUUUUAAAGAGGUGCCUGCAGUGUGACACUGUCUGUAUUUAGACACAGAGGUGGCACGGAGUGCAGUUUAUUUAGGGCAUGUUAAUCAGUGGGAGCUGUAAGUGCCCGGGUGGGCGAGAGAAGUGCUUCAGUGUAGACUGAGGUGCCAGUCCCAGGCCAGAAUUCCUCAAAGUGGGAGUCUGGGCACUCACCUCUGUCACUGGUCCAGCUGGAGAUGGUUUGGCCAGCGUCCUGCUCGGAGGUUAUCUCGUUUUCCCCUCUGCCGGAGUUUGGAACGUCAUCCCCUUGCCAACCCAUCUGCGCUGCCUUCGGCCUUCAACUGCAUUCCUCUUCCCGGGCUGCUGCUCCAGCUCUUGAUGAAGCAGCCUUGGCUGUGGUAUCUGGUUGGGAAGGUGUCCAACGGCCCGGCCAGGAAGCAGGCGGGAGAGCAUCAUGGUGUGCUCCGUCCUGCGCUGCUCGGUGUCGCGACCGGGCUCCUCUUCACAUCUCAGAGAGCCACAUCAGGCCCCAGCUAUAAAUACUGUGUCUUGUUUUUGGUUAAGUCACUUAUCUGGAGCACUUGGAGCACACGGGGAGCACUUGUUUGCCCGAGUGUGCUUUUCAUCAGCUGAUAGGAGAAGGCAGGCUGAGAGUGGGCAUCAGCCUGCCACGUUCCUGUUGGGAGCACUGCUGGGGUUUGGCUCCUGUGCUGCAGAGCCUGCUGCUGGGCUGGAUUUCACCAUCCCCACCAGUGCCGCUGCCUGUUUGGGCUUCACCUGGUGGCACCACAGCUCCAGCGUGCCAUGGAGGUGCCACUGUUAGCUUCCAUGGGAGGUGGUUUUGCCUUGGGAAGGGCCCUGAUCCCCAGCUUUUGCAGAUGCGCUUUGGGAAUGAGGGUUUUCCCUGAGCUGCUGGAGAAGCUGUGACUCGCUGGGAAUAAAAACUGCCCUGAGCAUCACCAAAA
Calidris pugnax (ruff) is the source of this 1593-nucleotide messenger RNA. It is a transcript of the gene BORCS7, whose product is annotated as BLOC-1 related complex subunit 7. The record is from RefSeq and is a predicted model, not a curated record. Gene Ontology annotation, cellular component: BORC complex. The coding region runs from base 7 to 327 and encodes 106 amino acids. Lineage: Eukaryota; Metazoa; Chordata; Aves; Charadriiformes; Scolopacidae. The transcript has 5 exons.